GAAAAACAAUACAACGUGUGUGUGUUGUAUUUCUGUUUGUUUAUAUUACAGAAUUUGAGUUUUGCAAUAACUUUUUACAGGUAUAAGAAUUUAAAGUAAUGCCUCGACCAAAAAAGACCGAUAGACAGAAAAAGGAUGACAUUUCAGUCGAUCUUCAUCAAGAUCGUGAAGAGUUUCUUCGUGCCUUCGAAAAACCAACCCAAAUUUACCGAUUUUUGCGAGCACGACAUUGCAUUUCUCCGAUAUUUUUGCAUCGCUCAUUGUUCUACAUGCAAGAUAGAUGCUCUAGAACAAACGGCAGAAGAAAGUUAUUUCGCGUGAACAAUCUGCUUAAGUCCUGCCAAUCAAAACUACCUGAACCAAUCCCUCCACAAUAUAAUCAACUUAAAAUACUCGUCUCUGCUUUCUGUAUUGACCCGGGAGUAGCAAACGAGAAUUAUCUGCAAAAGAAGUACAGUGAUGUUGAAACAGAGGUAUGCAUCCGAAAGAGUCUACGAUGCAGAAGAAAAGAUAACGAGUCCCAGCAAACAGAGGACCUCAUUGGCUCCACGGAGGUCCCAGUGAACCCUAAAUCUUCUCGCUUUCCCCACGAAAGUGAAGCCAUCACACUUAACACAGAUGACAUGCAAUGCUCCAGAGAUGGCCAGCCAGUGAAAACUUAUACUCUCGUUUUUAGAGUCUUCGAAACGCAGGACGAGGAAAGUGAGAGUGAAAUGGAAUCAAGUGACUUAGAAAUGUCGGAAACUGAAACGAGUGAUGGAGAUGGAAGUGGUAAAAAAAGAAAACGUGAACAUGACCCAGCUGCUGUCUCGUUGCGAAAUUUAACUACUGGCACAAGAAGAAGUACAACCAAUGAUGAUACAAAAAGCAAAGAUGGCGACCGUAGCAGUGUUGCCAGUGGUGGAAGAAAAUCUCGUCGUUUCAGCAACAGCGCAGCACCAAGCGAAAAAACUGCGAUCUAUGAAGCAGAAUUAUCCAUAUUUUCUGCUGAUAAGGAGACUUUACUUGUAGAUGGUGAAUACGAAUUGUCUAUGACAAGAAAAUUGCCUGAUGAAAACGACUACAAGCGAAAUGCGACAUGGGAGGCACUAGAUGGCGGUAGAAACAUUGAGGCACUUAGUGCGAUGAACAACUGCCCUUUACUCAAGUUUUCUCUCAAGUGGUCAGAGGAAGGCUGUAGCGGUCCUUUAGCUGGUCUGGAGUCAAGCACAAGUGAACCUGAUGCAAAGAGAAUGAGGAGAAGAACGAAUAAAAAUUUAGGAGAAGAUGCUUCAGGAAACCCAGCCAGCAAUGUCCCAGUGUUCCCAGUUGAUUCUGUGGAGUACAGGAAAUCAAAUAUGAAGAAAAAAUCGAAUCAAAAUCGUGAAGAUGGCAAUCAACGGAAACAAGUUGUUUUCUAUCAAUUCAUUUACAACAGUGAGACACAACAGCAAACUGAGGCCAGAGACGACCUAUAUUGCCCGUGGUGUCAGUUAAACUGCAUUACAUUGUACAGCCUUGUUAAGCAUCUAAAAGUUUGCCACCCACGAUUUAACUUUGCUUAUGUGCCGCAAGAAAAUGGAUCUUCUAUUGAAGUAUCGGUCAACGAGUGUUACGAUAGUUCUUACUGUGGUAAUCCACAAUUCAUUUUUGCCCAACCUGGCAUGGCUUUCAGUCGUAGAGGUCCAGUUCGUCGCAUACAAGUUACUGACACGCUGGUGUAUCGGCCAAAACGUGAACGACACAGCUUAAAUAUGGAUCUUAACGAACUUCUGGAAAAAGAGGAAAAUGAGACGUCGCCAGCUGCACAUUAUGCCGCAGGCCACCAUAGACUGUACUUCCACAGUGAGACAGUAGUUCCCAUUCGUCCUUGUGAGUUUGAUGUUGAUUCGGAAGAAGAAACUGACCCUGAAUGGCUUCGUGCCCACACCACUAAGAUGUUGGAUGAAUUCACUGAUGUAAAUGAUGGGGAGAAACCAAUUAUGAAACUAUGGAACUUGUAUAUUAUGAAACACAGCUGCAUUGCUGAUGCUCAAAUGUUAAGUACUUGUAGGGAGUUUCUCAACCAAUACACAACUCUUAUAGUGAAGCAUUCAUUACGCCGUAACUUGCUGCUACAUUUUGUUACGCUUGUCGAUUUCGGUGUGUUGAAAGCUUCAGCACUAUGCUCUCUGAUGGACCAUUUUGAUGAAUUAUCUGCUGGUGUAGAAGCACCUGCUCAGCCUAUACAGAAUGGUACACACCACCCAAAUAAUGCAACAACAUCUAUAACAGAACCAGACAUGGCAGCCAAACUAAAGCAACUCCAAGAAAUAAUUGAAAACGAUGGAAUGCAAAUCAAUUGAUUUUUUGGAAAAUUGCUUAUUUCUAACUACUAUGCUGCCAAUAGCUUUAGCAAAUCAUGUUGUAUAGUCUCCAUGCAUUUUAACAUAAAUGCGAGCAGUUUAUUUGUAUAACUUGCAAUCAUGGAAAUAUCAUACUGAUAUAACGUGUACAAAUA
Molecule: messenger RNA, 2479 nt
Organism: Ciona intestinalis (vase tunicate)
Lineage: Eukaryota; Metazoa; Chordata; Ascidiacea; Phlebobranchia; Cionidae
Source: RefSeq, a predicted model, not a curated record